AUGCAGGAGGAGCAGCUCUACCAGUGCUCCCAGUGUGGCAAAAGAUUUAGCAAGCACACCAAUCUGGUGAGACACAAGAGAACUCACACUAGGGAGAAACGCUUUGAAUGUCCCGUUUGUGGGAAAAGUUUCAGUCAGAAUUCCAACCUGGUAAAGCACCAGUGGACUCACACGGGUGAUAAACCAUAUCAAUGUUUGGAUUGUGGGAAAUGUUUCAGUCAGAAUUGCCAUCUCGACAUACACAGGAGAACUCACACGGGAGAUAAACCAUAUCAGUGUUUGGAUUGUGGGAAAAGUUUCAGUCAAAAUUCCUACCUGGUGGGACACCAGAGGAUACACACAGGAGAAAACCCAUAUGAAUGUCCUGAUUGUGGGAAAAAAUUCUUUAGAAAUUCCAGCCUGAAAACUCACACAGGAGAGAAACCAUAUGAGUGUCUGCAUUGUGGAAAAAGAUUUGGUGAGAAUUCCAAUCUGAAUUCCUACCUGGUGGGACACCAGAGGAUACACACAGGAGAAAACCCAUAUGAAUGUCCUGAUUGUGGGAAAAUUUUCAUUCGAAAUUCUCACCUGAGUUCCCACCUGGUUAAUCAUCAGAGGACUCACAAAGGAGAGAAACCGUAUGAGUGCCCAGAGUGUGGAAGAGGUUUCACUUGUAAUUCCUACCUGUUUAGACAUCAGAGGACUCACAUAGGAGAGAAACCAUAUGAAUGCCCAGAUUGUGGAAAGGGUUUCUCUCAGAAAUAUAACAUGGUGAAACAUCAGUCUACUCACAUAGAAGAGAAAUCAUAUAAAUGUCGUGAUUGUGGGAAAUGUUUCAGUCAGAAUUCCUAUCUGGUAAUACACCAGAGGAAUCAUACGGGAGAAAAACCGCAUGAGUGUAUAGAUUGUGGGAAAAAUUUCAGAUGGAAUGCUGAGCUGGCCCGACUCCACACUGAGCUGAACCAGUGUGGAAAAAAGAGCUUAUUGUUUUCACAGAACUAUGAGAAGACAUGCUAG
Molecule: messenger RNA, 996 nt
Organism: Protobothrops mucrosquamatus (brown spotted pit viper)
Lineage: Eukaryota; Metazoa; Chordata; Lepidosauria; Squamata; Viperidae
Product: zinc finger and SCAN domain-containing protein 2-like
Exons: 5
Coding region: 1-996 (331 amino acids)
Biological process (GO): regulation of transcription by RNA polymerase II
Molecular function (GO): DNA-binding transcription factor activity, RNA polymerase II-specific; RNA polymerase II cis-regulatory region sequence-specific DNA binding
Source: RefSeq, a predicted model, not a curated record